Messenger RNA from Trichoderma atroviride IMI 206040, 1095 nucleotides. RefSeq lists its product as uncharacterized. NCBI's taxonomy places the organism in Eukaryota, Fungi, Ascomycota, Sordariomycetes, Hypocreales, Hypocreaceae. The record is from RefSeq and is a predicted model, not a curated record.
AUGCGGCACAUCCUGCUCUCCUCCGCGCCUCUCAGAGCCCCGUCUCUCGCUACCGAGAUUCAAUUCGGCAUCCAAGUCGAGUUCCUCGCCCCUCCCGUCUCUCCCAGUCAACCAUCCCAAAGCAUCUCUAACCGCCAUCGCAUCUUCCACUACUUUGCUUCUGCCCUCCAGAAAUCCGGCCUCCAAGCUGCCUUUCUCCUCGAACAAGACAGCGACAAUGGCGAGAACAGCGAGACCCAAGAACAAGAAAGCCAGCUUCGUGCCACAGCUCCCAAGGGAAGCAUCGUCAAGACCAAGCACAACCCAGACAUGUGCAUCAUGAACCCGCUCUCCCUCGUCCAGUGGCUCGACGCAGGCGCCGUCCAAAACCCGCUGUGCAGAUACUGGCUCCUCCAGGCCAGCAGCGACAUCGGCCAUGACGGCAAACACGCCAAAUGGCAGCCCGCACGGCUCAGCAGCCCGACGUUGCGUGAAUCCGAGGCAAACAACUUGUUCCCCGGCAUCAACACGGCUCUGUACGGCGUCUGGACCGCCCACCCGGCAAAACUGCACGUUGCCAGUGACUGUGGUCUGCACGUAUCCGUCAGCCCCGUGUCUGCAGAGGGCCUGACUGUCCUGCAGGCCCAGCGCGUGGCAACGCUGGUGAUUGUGCUUGAGAACAAUCUGCUCUUCCACCUGGGCUCGCCUGCUCGUCGCGGAAUCCACCAGCAGCUCAUCAAGGCCUUUGCUCUUGUUUACGCAAAGGCCGGAGCGUCUUCGUCUCCCGCAGCAACUGCCAAUCUCCCGCUCAAUAUCCUCCAUAACAGCACCAUGAACAAGGCACUGAACAUUCUCUGGGGUGCCUCUGAUCUUAGCCAAAUCCACCAGCUGAUUGCUCACCAUCACAAGACUCGCGAUCCUACGGCAUCUACAGCUCUGCGUAUCACUACACAUACUCACGAAGACGACAGCACCGUCAACUCACUCGAGUUCUGUCACGCGCAGGCAGCUUUCGGCCAAAGUUUCGUCGACAACUGGGUGCGCCUCAUCCUGACCAUCUGCAAGGUCGCUUUCCUCCCCACGGAGAUAUACAAGCUCGUCGUGGCCAUGCUGUAG